Messenger RNA from Eurytemora carolleeae, 1631 nucleotides. It is a transcript of the gene UbcE2H, whose product is annotated as ubiquitin-conjugating enzyme E2 H. NCBI's taxonomy places the organism in Eukaryota, Metazoa, Arthropoda, Copepoda, Calanoida, Temoridae. The record is from RefSeq and is a predicted model, not a curated record. Gene Ontology annotation, cellular component: nucleus. The coding region runs from base 149 to 700 and encodes 183 amino acids. Gene Ontology annotation, biological process: protein polyubiquitination; ubiquitin-dependent protein catabolic process. The transcript is spliced from 6 exons. Gene Ontology annotation, molecular function: ubiquitin conjugating enzyme activity.
GUCAAAGUUCUCCUACGUAGUUACAAGUCUACACUCUCUGAAUGGUAUUUUGUGAAUUAAACAAGACGCAGUCUGAACCCCAGUGUAUUGGAAUGAACCCUGAAUAUUGAAUAAACCUAAAACUUGAAACCUUCUGUAGAAAUCCACCAUGUCGUCCCCCAGCGCAGGAAAGAGGAGAAUGGACACAGAUGUCAUUAAACUGAUCGAGUCCAAGCACGAAGUGACGAUAAUGAGCGGCCUGGACGAGUUCACGGUCAAGUUUUUUGGUCCCAAGGGAACACCUUACGAAGGAGGUGUUUGGAAGGUUCGAGUACAUUUGCCUGAACAAUACCCGUUCAAGUCCCCUUCAAUUGGGUUCAUGAAUAAGGUUUUUCAUCCGAACAUUGAUGAAGUUUCUGGCACAGUCUGCUUGGAUGUUAUUAACCAGGCCUGGACAGCUCUGUAUGAUCUGAGCAACAUCUUUGAAUCCUUUCUUCCCCAACUCCUGACCUAUCCCAAUCCAACAGAUCCGCUCAAUGGAGACGCUGCAGCCAUGUAUCUACACAGGCCUGAGGAGUACAAGAAGAAGGUGUCUGAGUACGUUAAGAAAUAUGCAACAGAGGAGGCUCUACGAGAUCCUUCUCAGGAUGAUCUCUCCGACUCUUCAGAAAGCUCUAUGUCGGACUUCUCAGAAGACGAGAUGAAGGAUAUGGAGUUGUGAUCUUCAUACUUCAACUCUAGGUUGUAAGUAAACUGUACUUGUACAGCUGUACUGAGCACUGUACACUGUACAGCUACACUGAGCACUGUACAGUGUACACUGUACACUUCACACUGUCUAGAGUGUACACUGAACAUUGAGCUGUGGAUAAAAUAAUUUUUAAAAGUGAUAAAGAAUAGAGGAAUUUUAUGUACAUUCAGACAGCAACAGUUAUUGAAAACUAGAAACUAACCUUAACCUUUUCAUCACAAAGGAGUGAAAAAUGUUUAGUUUUUGAUCCCUGCCAAUAUAUUUUUAUGUUUGUUUUGUCUUAAAAUUCGGAUUUGAAAUAAGUCAUCCCAACUUUCUCUUAAUGCCAUUGUUCUGCAAAGGAAAUGAGAAUUCUUGGAUCACAUGAUGAAGAAAACUUCCCCAUUUACAGAUAUACAGAAGUCAGUAGAACGUGUAAAUUGAAUGAAAUAUUUUUACAAAAAUUCUUGUUAUGCCUACACCCCCCUCACCGUUCAAAAAGUUUAAAUAAUUAUGAUGAAAGGUUAUACACUAUACAGAUCAUAACAAUACUGUUAUAGAAUAUUUUUGUUAUUUCGCUAGUUUUAAGUCGUCAUUAUUCAUUUUUUUGUUGCUAAUUUACAUAUUUUGACAAAGUCUUGACAAUUUCUCUUUAGCAGUGAUUUUUGCGCUACAUGAGUAAAUUAUUGUGUAAAUAUUAUAUAAAAAGAUGUUAUUUUCCAAUUACCAAAAUACCCCCUCUCCCAGCAAAUACUUCAUUUUCGCACUUUCGUGAAAAUCCCCCCCCCCCCCUGGUCCUUUAUAUAGUGCUUUUUUUUGGAAAAUAACCUAAAUAAUUAAUUAUAGUGAAAAAUAGCGAGAUAAAAUUUUUUAAUUUUUUUUCCAUCGCUUAAAAAUGCCAUGUUUACUUUAUGUAAAGUCA